This is a messenger RNA of Saccoglossus kowalevskii, 706 nucleotides long. RefSeq lists its product as uncharacterized. NCBI's taxonomy places the organism in Eukaryota, Metazoa, Hemichordata, Enteropneusta, Harrimaniidae. The record is from RefSeq and is a predicted model, not a curated record.
UCAACAUUUAAAAUAUUGUCGGCGUAUUUCCGCCUUAAUUAUUUAUGCAUUUCUGCGAAUCGUGUACUUAUUUAUCUACUUAUAAUCGCCAGAAUAUGAACAGAAACAAGCUAUGAGCAAUACAUCACAAGUUGCGGUCGGUCGAAUGUUGCGAAAAGGGAUUAAGGUACUUGCUUUCGAUUUUGACGAAACGAUAUUGACGAUUCAUACCGGUGGCUACUGGUGCGAAGGUGGCGAUCGCUUGGCGAAGCAUGUACGCCCAAGUAUGAUCAAGCUCAUCGCCGAAGCCCAAGAAUGUGGUCUCCACGUGUGCGUGGUUACAUUCUCAAGCCAAGAUAGCUUGAUUCGUGAAGUAUUGGAGCAGACUUUACCGAGGAAAUGUAAAACGUCAAAGAUCCUAAUUAGGGGCACAUCGUACCCACCUACGUGGCCCCGAGUGGAAGGAGUACCAUCUAUAGGAAAACUACAACAUAUAGCAUCGGUGGUAGCCGAGCUGUCAAACACCUUGAAGACUAGUAUAGAACCCGAAGAAGUCCUACUAUUGGACGAUGACGAACGCAAUGUUAUCACUGCGCGAGAGUUUGGACACAAGGCAUACAUUGUCUCCAAAGGUUUCACAUUGGAAACUUUUUGUGAAUUUCUUAAUCAAAUCGAUCAGUGUUCGUUCCCAACAAAGAAUGUAUAAUAAGCAUUGCCAGCAUGUAGG